GUUCUCAAUACAGUAUCUUCGAUAAUUGAACAUCAAAACCCCCAAAGCUAUCCACCCCACUCCAUCUCCCCAAAAACCCUAAACCCCCGUUUCUCCAUUUCAUCAAUGGCGGCCGCACUCGCUCGUUCAAUCAUGACCGUCCGAUCAAUCUCCAUCUCCUCCUCCGUAUUCUUCCCCAAACGCUUCUUCUCCAUCUCCUCCACCAUCUCCAAACCUCCCCCACUCGCCGGAUUCACUCGCCCGGCGCGUUCCGCAAUCACGCUCACUCACUCGCUCAAAGUCUACUCUCCCAGCGCCGUACGAAUCAAUCAGGUCCGGUGCAGAGUCAAUCGUUCCGGCGGGGCCUACUCGCCGCUCAACUCCGGGAGCAAUUACAGUGACCGGCCGCCGACGGAGAUGGCGCCGUUGUUCCCAGGGUGUGAUUAUGAGCAUUGGUUGAUUGUGAUGGAUAAGCCUGGCGGAGAGAAUGCGACUAAGGAUGAGAUGAUUAGGUGUUAUAUCGAAACCCUUGCUAAAGUUCUCGGAAGUGAGGAAGAAGCGAAGAAGAAGAUCUACAAUGUGUCCUGUGAGAGGUACUUUGGGUUUGGAUGUGAGAUUGACGAGGAGACGUCAAAUAAGCUUGAAGGUUUGCCUGGCGUUCUUUUUGUCCUUCCUGAUUCUUAUGUUGAUGCCGAGAACAAGGAUUAUGGAGCUGAGCUCCUGGUAAACGGCGAGAUUGUCAAAAGAUCUCCUGAGAGAGAACGCAGAGUGCAGCCAGUGCCUCAGAGAGCUCAGGACAGACCAAGAUACAAUGAUCGCACCCGCUAUAAUAACCGACGCCAGAACAUGCGGUAAGUGGUGGUGAAACUGUUGAUAGCUGCGCAUCUGAAAGCAGACUUAGUUUUAUGGUAGAUCAUGUAAGAAACGUUUUAUCGGGAAUCACUUGUAUCUAGAUGUCACGUUGAAGAAUUGUUGUGCACCUCUUAUUUUAUUAGGUUGUGAUGAUAAAUUGAAUGAAGUUGAGAUUGGUUAAUUAAAUUGUUGUGGUUUGGGUC
Molecule: messenger RNA, 1034 nt
Organism: Daucus carota subsp. sativus
Lineage: Eukaryota; Viridiplantae; Streptophyta; Magnoliopsida; Apiales; Apiaceae
Product: multiple organellar RNA editing factor 2, chloroplastic
Exons: 4
Coding region: 106-834 (242 amino acids)
Biological process (GO): cytidine to uridine editing; mitochondrial mRNA modification
Cellular component (GO): mitochondrion
Source: RefSeq, a predicted model, not a curated record